UCAGGAUCCGGGCUAGGAGAAGGAUGCAGAUGGGAUCGCUGUGUGGCUGCCAGCUCCAGGCGCUGUGAUCUCACGUUUUCCCUGCAGUUUUACAAACAGGGAACAGCAGUGUGAUUGUUGGAAGACUGCACUGAUCUCACCAUCUGACUGCAACUUCCCUCUUUCAUUACAAUUAAAGUGCAUACAAGUCUAUGAUGGCAGGCCCUGUUACUCCUACGGUAAUAUUUCGCGAUGUUGCCGUUUAUUUUUCUGAGAAGGAAUGGGAACUUCUAGAAAAAUGGCAGAGAGACUUGUACACUGGCGUGAUAAAGGAAAUUCAUGGAAUCCUAAUCUCACUGGGCUUUAUCAUACUUAAUCCAAACAACUUCCUAAGGAUACAGCCUGAAGAUGAGCCGUGUAGGAAAAGUCAAAACAACAUAAAAACACCUGAAAAUAUUUGUGGUGAAAAUUCUGACUGUGGUUUGGUGAAUCCUGAUAUUUUAUUAACUGUCCAGCUUGGUGAAAAGCAGCGUGUUGCAGAUUCCUACAAACAAGAUGGAGGAAGAAAUGUAUUAGUUCCAAGUACAAGUAAAUUUAUUGACAAGUUUGGGGAAUACACCGCUAUUAAACAAGAAACUACUCUAGAAGAGUAUGCAAUUAUUUCUGAAAUUGAAACUUUGGACAGUUCAGCCAAAUGUUAUCCUUGCAAUGAACCAACUGUUCGAAGGGGUAAUUUUCAACAACACUCCUUAAACAACAAUAUACACAUGGAAGCAAAACAUGACAUCAGAUUUUCAACUGCGCAGGGACAAAGAGCAUCUUCCUCUGGUUUACUCAAGGCAAACACUGUUCCUGUGCCACAAAAGUUCAUUGUCAAGAAACCCUUUAAUGCAUGUGACAAAGGUUUCCCUGUAAAAAGCUUCCCCAAAAUCGAGCCGGUUACCAUAAGAAUCAAAUCAAAGGAUCAACUAUGUAACACUGAAAAUGUAGGUCUCGGUGGAAGAAAUCUUGCUAAUUAUGCAAUUGAAGAUGGAACGGUUAACCAGAGAGAACUCGGUAAUCAGAAACUUAAUCUAGGAAACAUUCCUACAAAAAACAAAGGGAAAGUUCAGUACAAUUUGAAAAACACUGGAUACUGCCAAAGAAUGUUAAGGUGGUCAGUUAGUCAAAAGGAAGAAAUCACUCCUAAACGCUAUGUGGCUGGUUCUCAAGGUCCAAAAGAGCCAGAAAGAGGCUUUAACUGCACCGAAUGUGGGAAAAGAUUCUUUAAAAUAUCUGAUCUCAGGCUUCAUCAAGCAAGCCACAGAAUGAAAAUGAAACAGUCCAAUGGAUGUGUCAUUCAAUUUAAAAGCAAUCAGAAACCUCAACCUGGCCCAAAACUGUCUAUUGAAGAAAAAAAUUCACAUGCUGGUUCCAUCAAAAAUGUUAUAUCAGGGGGAAAAUCUAUAACGUGUGUUGUGUAUGGAAAAAAUGCCAAUCCAAGCACCAACCUCAUGCAAAGUCAAAAAACACUUGUUAGAGAAAGACGGUUUGUUUGUAAAUUUUGUGGCAAAAGGUUUCAAAAUAAUAGUAAUCUUAUUGGACAUGAGAGAAUACACACAGGAGAAAAACCUUUUGAAUGUCCGGAGUGCGGGAAAAGCUUCAGCCAGAAAGCCAACCUCACAACCCACCAGAGGCUUCACACUGGAGAAAGGCCAUUUGUGUGUCUUACUUGUGGGAAAGGCUUUGCACAGAAGAUUAAUUUGCUUACCCACGAGCAAACACACACCAAGAAAAGGAAGAAAAUAGAUAACAAACAUGUCCUUAUGAACUGAUAAAUUCAUACAUCAGGAUUUGGCUGAUUCACUGAAAGGAAAGGUGUCUCAGCCAUACUAACCAUAAAGUGCCUGGAAAUACAGUUGUUCCUCUUCACAAAGUCUACUAUUUUUACAAACAACACACUUCUUCACGUGCAGGCUAAUUCUACUGUUAGUCUAGUUUUGGACUAGUUGACAGGUGCUACUCUUAAGAUGUAAAGAUGCAUAAGAAAGAAAGUACCUCAAAAAUGAAAAAUAUUUUAGAGAUCUCUAAAAUAUGAAUCAUUUGUUCUGUUUCCUCGCCUUACGUUUAAAUAUAUAAAUAUUCCCAGUUUGUAUAUAAAUUAUGGUAUUUCUGAUAUCCUUGAGCCUGAUCUCAGUAUCAGUUGAUUGUUUAAAACCUCAAGAAACCUCCUAUUUCUAUGUUUAAAAAUUGCCUAGCAAUGUAGACUUGGAAAAUGUUAUUUAUUGAGUAGUAGUUCUUUUUCUGUGUACUAUCUCCUUCAGGUAUUUGGAUAUAUUUUACAAUCUAUUGUAAACAUCUAGCUUCAAUAUAUAAUCUCUAGCCGCAAUUUCUAGUGCAGUAAUACUUCCAGUGCGUGCUUUUAUGUAGACUAACCUAACACGAUAAUUCUAAGGCUUUUAACAUUGUGUUCUUAGUUGGUCUGCUGAGAGUGCUAAAAAUGUUCAGUGCUGAAGGCCAUGUGGUGGUAUUACAUUUUUCAGGUAAAGAUGUGAAUGAAAGAAUUUGGCAAACAGAAUACUGUAUAGCAAUCACAAAUUCACUAAAUUGAAUCUUCAAUUUUAGGAACUACUGCUUCCAGCCAAGGGAGAUAAGUGCACAGGCUGGAUAUUUUCUAGCUCACCCUUAGAAAGGCAUUCAAAGGUAGCUAAACAAAACACUAGCAAAACAAACACUAAUUAUAACCUUUUUAAGUUUAUUAUAUGUUUUUAAGAGUGGACGAUAAUGUACUGUUUCUCUUUCUAGUAUCUGCAACUUUGACAUUCUUUACAUAAGUCCGUUUGAGAGAGAGAAAAAAAAAAAUACCAAUAUUUUUUGCAUCCUACUAAGUUGCAGUAAAUUUAGCUGAAAUUACAAUUUUUUUCCCUGCAAAACAUCUCAACGGUCAUACCCUCAGAUUUUAUUAUGUGAAUCGCUUGCUCAUAUCCUUGAAAUGCCUUUUGUUUGCAUCCUCUUUGCCCAUGCUACUGCUCUCCUUUAUACUGGUCAGUCGGGAAGUUCUCCUGAUACUACUCCCCUUUAUCAUUUUUAUCUUCUGUCCCUCCUUCACUUAAUUUUUUUUACUCUAUCUGAUUAUCUUUUAUAAAUAGGCCGGUAUAUGCUUGUGUUUUAUUCUCCCCUUUCUCCCACACAGUUGUGUUUUUUGUCUCUCGUUGUAUUUGUACAACUUAUUAGAACAGUUUUUUUUUUCUUCUAAUUUUUAAUUAAAGGAACACAUCUCAAUGAAGAGUCCAUGUUGCCUGGAGUACCCAGGUGCCAUCUUUCGUUCUAGUGUUAAAUGCUUUUCAGGCAGCUCACUACUGUAGUACUCAGUUGUUGGUCUGUUAUCUCUCCUAUUGUGCUCAAGCUAAUGCAAAAGCAAAGGGGCAGCAGUGAAAGGCUGAGAAUGUCAGCUGAUGGUCUUAGUGUAUUACAGUUCGCCCGUUGCUCGUAAACUUAUGAACAUUUUGAACCUUUGUUUGCAGUGGGUGGCCAUGUCAAGGUAAGUAUAAAAACCCAACACACAGUGCUUAAACCUAUACUACCUAACUAGAGAAACAAAGGACAGCUGUGUAUUAUCAGACCUUAGAGUGGCCGUGCUUAGCGCAAUGCCUAUAGUUGGUGAAAUGUAAAGUCAAGAAAAAAGCAAGGUCAUAGAUUCAAGAAACCUAGAAUAAUGAUAUGCUAAGCUGGGUCAUACUGAUAAGAGUAGUCAGAAAAGCCAAACCAGGAAACCAGAAUUUCACAGACUUAGGAACGCGCUAUUGAGAUCCCAAGGGUGAUGCUUUGUGUCUUGUUAAAAAGGAACAGGGCUACAGCAUCAGAAAUGCUCACGGGUGUGUCUGAGGUUGUGAAACUGAUAUGGUUCCUACUUGGAGAGGAAGGGGCACCAGGUGAGUGGCGUAGUGCAAGGAAAUGUAUUCUUACAGACCAGUGAUAAGCUUAGAGCAUCAGCUAAUGCCUCUCCUCUUGGGCUAAUGCGGAAGUUAAGGGGCUUAAAGUGGUUUAACACUGGAAGGUAGAACAGUGCCAGGGGACUCCAUGCUUCAUGGCCACCUCAUUAGGAUGAAUUGGUUAAUUGAGAAGAUGUUCCUUUGAUACCUUAAUCUUUAAAAAUUACCACAUCUUUAAAUAUUUUCUAACUAGAAAAAUAACUUUUUCAAAUAAAUGACCAGGAGUUACACUUUUCUGAUAGUUCGUGCAAUGCAAUGGUGUUUCCUGUCAGAGACAGCAUUAUUUCCAGGUGUCUGUGAUGCAGAAAGUAUAAGCACAGAAAAGUAAAUCUGGUAAACCAUAACAGGAAGAACUAUCAGAACCAACUGUUGGAAAGUAUAAAGGUACAUAUAACAACAUGGCCAUUUAUUUAUGAAGAAGAAAAAUAUGCGAACCCAUCUUUAACAUAAGUAUCUGAGGAGGGUCUCCGAGCUAAAUUCAGAUAUAUGUAAAUGUUACAGAAUGUGAAAUAAUGUAUGUUACUGUGUUUUAGAGAGUGCAAGUACUGAAACAUAUCACAACAUUCUGUAUUCUGCUUGAUAUUUUUGAUCAUA
Pelobates fuscus (common spadefoot toad) is the source of this 4544-nucleotide messenger RNA. Its product is annotated as zinc finger protein 84-like. Lineage: Eukaryota; Metazoa; Chordata; Amphibia; Anura; Pelobatidae. The record is from RefSeq and is a predicted model, not a curated record. Bases 192 to 1793 code for a protein of 533 amino acids. The transcript is spliced from 10 exons. Gene Ontology annotation, biological process: regulation of DNA-templated transcription.